CCUUCUCUUACACAGUGUGGACAGCACUGACUUGAAUCAGCCGCUCAAUCUACUGCUCGUAACAGGCGGGCGGGGCAGUCAGUCAGUGAGUGUCGGGUGGACUUUGGCUACAAACCCGGUUGAUUUCCUGCUCCCCCUUCCCCGCACACCCCCCCCCCCCCCGGCCCUGACUCGGGGCUAUGGCGGCGCGCAGACCCUUCGACCUGGUGGUGUUCGGCGCCUCCGGCUUCACCGGGCAGUUCGUGGUGGAAGAGGUGGUCCGGGUGGCGUCUGAGGCGGCUCAGCUCCGGCCCCUGACCUGGGCCGUGGCCGGCAGGAGCCGCGGGAGACUGCAAGAGGUGCUGGAGAGGCUGAGCAGCCGCCUGGGUAACACAGACCUGAAGUCCGAUGUUUCUAUAAUCAUCUGUGAUGUAAAUGAUCCAUCUUCACUUGCUGCCAUGUGUCAGCAGGGCACUGUGAUUCUCAGCUGUGUCGGACCAUACAGGUUAUUUGGAGAGCCAGUUGUCAAGGCCUGUGUUGAAAAUGGAGCGCACUAUGUUGACAUUUGUGGUGAACCCCAGUUUUUGGAGGCAAUGCAACAGAAAUAUAACGACCAAGCUGCUGAACAGGGGGUGUACGUGGUUGGAAGCUGUGGGUUUGAUUCCAUUCCAGCAGAUAUGGGUGUACUCUAUACCAGGAACCAGCUGAAAGGUACCUUAAGUUCUAUUGAAAGCUUCCUGUUGUUCCAGUCUGGGCCUGAGGGUGGCUGUGGUCACGCUACAACUUGGCAGUCGGCAGUCUAUGGCUUUUCUGAUCGGGAUUCUCUGAGGAAACUGAGAAGACAGUUUGGACAUAAACCCCUUCCUUUUGUUGGGACCAAAAUAAGAUCAAGAGGUUCAGUAUUUUACAGUAAUGAAGUGAAUCAAUAUGCUGUUCCAUUCAUUGGAUCUGAUCCUGCUGUCGUCAAACGCACACAGCGUUAUCUGUAUGAGAACUUCGAUGAACAACCUGUCCAGUACGGGUCCUAUGUUGCUGUAGGUGGAAUUAGCUCAGUGGUGGCACUGAUGAUGGUUGGCUUCUUCUUCUGGUGCUUUACUAAAUUUAGUUUCGGAAGAAAACUUUUAAUCAAAUACCCAGAAUUUUUCUCAUUUGGAAUGUUUUCAAAGGAAGGACCAACUAUAAAACAGAUGGAAGGGACCACUUUCAGCAUGAGAUUUUAUGGUGUAGGUUAUGGCCCUGAUCAAGAUCCUCUGCAAUCAAAACCUAACGUCAAGAUUUUCACUGAAGUGAAAGGACCUGAACCAGGUUAUGUUACUACUCCAAAAGCUAUGGUGCAAGCAGCUGUCACAAUGCUAUGGGAGACCAAGUCUCUACCUGGUCGUGGUGGUGUAUUCUCACCUGGAGCUGCAUUCUCUAAGACCAGCCUGAUUGAAAGACUUAACAAACACAGCAUUGAAUUUUCUGUCAUCAGCCACUCUGAAGCAUAAUUGUAGCCCACCCACAUGGUCUUGCUAUUCUGCAUAUUACUGCUAUUACUAAAACACUUUAAGAAUGGUUAACAUGAUUUGCUCUGGGAGAUGCAGAGUAAAAUUACAUUGAUAAACUGGUUUAAAAUAAUUGUGUUUGUGUUCUCACCUAAGGAAAAUUAAAGUUGGAAAAAUAUCAUA
Molecule: messenger RNA, 1646 nt
Organism: Callorhinchus milii (elephant shark)
Lineage: Eukaryota; Metazoa; Chordata; Chondrichthyes; Chimaeriformes; Callorhinchidae
Gene: sccpdha.1
Product: saccharopine dehydrogenase a, tandem duplicate 1
Exons: 12
Coding region: 180-1466 (428 amino acids)
Biological process (GO): glycolipid biosynthetic process
Cellular component (GO): mitochondrion; plasma membrane; lipid droplet
Source: RefSeq, a predicted model, not a curated record